AUGAGUAAUACGGGAACAGAGAUCUUUGCUUUCCUUUUGUCCAUCUCAGGCUGGAUCUUUGUUGCUGCCACCUUGCCCAUGGAAUACUGGAAGGUAUCCAGCAAUGAUGGCUCAGUCAUCACCACAGGCACCUACUUUUCCAACCUGUGGAAGGACUGCGUAACUGAUACUACGGGCACCUCCAACUGCAAGGACUUCGAAUCUAUGUUGGCUCUGGAUGGUUACCUCCACGUGUGCCGUGCCCUUCUGGUCUCCUCCGUCAUCAUGAGUUUCUUUGGUGCCAUUUUCGCCCUGUUCGGCAUGAAAUGCACAAAGAUCGGCGGGUCCGACAAGACCAAGUCCAAGAUUGCAUUCUUUGCAGGACUAAACUUCUUUGUGUCUGGACUCUGCUCUAUGGCUGGGUUUUCUGUGUACGCUCAUCAAAUAAUGUCUGAGUUUUUUGAUCCAUUCUUUUUUGAUAUAAAGUUUGAACUGGGAGCUGCCCUGUUCAUUGGCUGGUCAGGUUCAGUCGCUAGUAUCAUGGGCGGCUUUGUUUUCUGUUACUCUCUGAUGGACAGCAUCUGCACAAGCCAAGAGGAAUAUUCAUACACUGGCACCAAUCCUCUGCCCACCUCAUACACCAAACACAACUACAAGCAUAACCAUUUCCACAAGGCAACUCCAGACUACAGCUCCACCUCUUUGCAGUUUGGAAAGAAUGCCUACGUGUAG
Molecule: messenger RNA, 711 nt
Organism: Scleropages formosus (Asian bonytongue)
Lineage: Eukaryota; Metazoa; Chordata; Actinopteri; Osteoglossiformes; Osteoglossidae
Product: claudin-10-like
Exons: 5
Coding region: 1-711 (236 amino acids)
Cellular component (GO): bicellular tight junction; membrane
Molecular function (GO): structural molecule activity
Source: RefSeq, a predicted model, not a curated record